CCUCAGACUUUAAAAACAUCCGAGGAGAAACCGAAGAAGAGAACCCCAAAUAUGUUCAUCUUAUUCCGUAAAGAAAUGAUGAGAUAUAAACCGUACAAUAUGCAAAUGACUAAAUACAGCAAGAUUGUCUCAGAAAAAUGGAAGAAACUUUCAGAAGUUGAAAAAAACGAACUACAAAGGCGAUAUCAAAUAAAUAGAGAUCAAAAAUUACAAAAUCCGGUUAAUGAAUAUGGUAUCAAUGAUAAUGGUGCAAUAAAUUAUCCUUUACCUUCAGUAAAAUGUAGGAAUGAAAAUGAUGCUGCUAAACGGGAUCAAAACACGAUUAACGCAGAGCAGAUAAUUAAAUGA
Molecule: messenger RNA, 348 nt
Organism: Funneliformis mosseae
Lineage: Eukaryota; Fungi; Glomeromycota; Glomeromycetes; Glomerales; Glomeraceae
Source: the annotation of a GenBank genome assembly